Molecule: messenger RNA, 672 nt
Organism: Cutaneotrichosporon cavernicola
Lineage: Eukaryota; Fungi; Basidiomycota; Tremellomycetes; Trichosporonales; Trichosporonaceae
Exons: 2
Coding region: 1-672 (223 amino acids)
Molecular function (GO): oxidoreductase activity
Source: RefSeq, a predicted model, not a curated record
AUGUCAAAACUCGCCCGCACCCUCAAAGUUGACAUCACGUCGGAUACCGUCUGCCCCUUCUGCCUCCUGGGUAUUGCGCAGUUCGAGUCGGCCCUCGCCAAAUGGAACGCCAAGCACCCCGAUAAGGAGGUCAAGCUAGACGCGCGCCUCCUUCCGUUCCAGUUACGCCCGCAGAUGCCCGAGGAGCCGCAAGACCUGGCGACAUGGAGCGCGGCUAAUUUCGGCGGCGCACCGCGUGCGCAGGCCAUGCGUGCAAGCCUAGCACAGUCGUACAAGCAGGCCGGACUUGACCUCUCGACAUCCUCUAAGGUGUCGAACACGAACUCUGCGCACCGCCUCGAAACGCUCGCGGACACCAAGGGCCGUGCGACCAACUACGCCGUCGGCAAAGAGAUUAUGCGCGCGUACCAACUUCACGGGACUGCGCCGAACGAUCCCACUAUGCUCGCCAGGAUUGGUGUCGAGCACGGUCUGUUCGAGAAUGAGGCCAAGGGGCUGGAGUGGCUCAAGUCGGAUGCACUCAACAAGGAGACGCAGAGGGGAUACGCGAAUGCCCGUGCAGAGGGCAUCACUGGAGUGCCGUUCUUUGUCUUUGAUGACAAGUAUGCGAGCUCUGGCGCCGUUGGCGAGGACGCGUUCUAUGGUGUCAUCAAUCAGAUCAUGACCCAGUAG